AUGACGACUAAUAUUGUUGAAUCUCUCAAUGCAAAAAUACAAGUUGCCAAGGAUCUUCCAGUCACAACAUUGCUAGAAUUUUUGGCAAGGUCAACAUUCACGGCACUAUCAAAAAGAGGAGAAGAUAUAUUGAAUGAUAACUACAUUCAGUCUCUGAGAUUGGUGGUUUCAAAUUCAACAGACACCUUAAAAUCAGUGAUUGAUCAAACAACAACUUUUAUAGUCGACCUCAAGGAGAAAACGUGCACAUGUAGAAAAUUACUAUUGGAUGGAAUACCAUGCCCUCAUGCAAUGGCAAUAUUUAAGGAAAUGAACCAAGAACCUUACAAGUUUUGUUCUCGAUAUUAUAAGAAAGAAACAUUGUUGACGACUUAUGAAGCAACAGUAUAUCCAAUAGAAGAUCAGAAAAUGUGGACUAUACCAGAAGAAGUGACAAAAAUGAUUGUGGCAACACCAAUUGGAAGAACAAAGUCUGGAAGGCCUAAGAAGAGAAGGUUUAAAUCUAGAUGA
Molecule: messenger RNA, 510 nt
Organism: Mercurialis annua (annual mercury)
Lineage: Eukaryota; Viridiplantae; Streptophyta; Magnoliopsida; Malpighiales; Euphorbiaceae
Exons: 3
Coding region: 1-510 (169 amino acids)
Molecular function (GO): zinc ion binding
Source: RefSeq, a predicted model, not a curated record